Messenger RNA from Lasiodiplodia theobromae, 981 nucleotides. RefSeq names its product Potassium transporter. The transcript has 5 exons. The record is from RefSeq and is a predicted model, not a curated record. Gene Ontology annotation, molecular function: hydrolase activity. NCBI's taxonomy places the organism in Eukaryota, Fungi, Ascomycota, Dothideomycetes, Botryosphaeriales, Botryosphaeriaceae. Bases 1 to 981 code for a protein of 326 amino acids.
AUGGAAAUCGAGAAAGCGCAACUGAGGAAAGAGAAGGAACAACAUCAGAAACUCAAAAUGGCUGAGUAUAGGCAUUACGCAGAUCCCGAUCCGCAAUGGGCUGAUUUCCCGCAAAAUCUGCCUCCAGGCACACGUGUUCAGGGAAUGAGCCGAGAGCGCCUUCCUAUCACACCACAAGACGGUCUUGAUAUCUCGGAAUUCAGUGUGCCAGCGCGAGACGCUCACCCCAUCCUCAUCCGGUCGUAUCGACCAUCAGACAAGCAAGCUGACGAGCUUCUUCCCCUCGUCAUCUACCUCCAUGGCGGCGGCUUCGUCACAGGAGGGUUGGAAACAGAUGAUGUCUCAUGCCGCGCCAUGUCAUUGCAGUGCGGCGUCGUGGUCUUGAACGUUGAGUACCGCUUGGCGCCGGAAAAUAAGUUCCCCGUCGGUUGGCAGGACAGCUAUGAUAUCGUGAAAUGGGCCGCCACUCCCGCCGCGCAGAAGCAGCUCUCCGUUGAUCUGACCAAAGGCUUCAUCCUCGGCGGUACUUCCGCCGGCGCAAACUUCACAGCCGGUAUCUCGCACUUCUUCGCCGGGCACGAGGAUAACGAGAAACUCUCUCCCCAAUUGACCGGUCUGAUUUUCAUUGCCCCAAGUGUAUGCCAUCCAGAUGUGCGGCCCGAGCAGUACAAAAGUCGAAUCCUGAGCGUUGACGAAAUCAACGAUGCUCCAGGUCUGACGCGGAAGAGCAUCGAUUACUUUGCAGGCAAAUAUGGUCUUGCGAAGAAGGUUCUCUUUCAGGUCUGCGGCUGGGAUCCACGCCGCGAUGAAGGUCUUCUGUUUGAGCAGCUACUCAAAGAGACUGACUUGCAGACAAGACUGCACAUUUAUCCAGGAUUACCGCAUGGUUUCUGGACGUCAUGCCCGGAUCUACCGGUGUCGAGGAAGUGGGAGAAAGAACUAGUUGAAGCGGUCAAGUGGAUGGUGGACGGGGAGGCCUGA